Amphimedon queenslandica is the source of this 2097-nucleotide messenger RNA. RefSeq names its product UPF0668 protein C10orf76 homolog. Lineage: Eukaryota; Metazoa; Porifera; Demospongiae; Haplosclerida; Niphatidae. The coding region runs from base 24 to 2036 and encodes 670 amino acids. The record is from RefSeq and is a predicted model, not a curated record. The transcript is spliced from 24 exons. Gene Ontology annotation, cellular component: cytosol.
AUUAAUAAUUUUCUUAUUUCAAAAUGGCGAAAAUGCUAAGGGAGAAAUUGAUCACCUAUUACGAGUUAAUCCUACAAGGCAAAGACCCCUCAUCAAGGAGAAGCGACUUCUGGGAUGAAUUUUUUCUAUUAAAAGCUAAUGUAGAAUUUUUAGAAGGAGCUAUUAUGGCAAUGUCUUUAUCUAACCUCAUGCAAAUCAAAGCUAACAUUAAUAACUUGUUUAUCCAGUGCUGUCGAAUGCUUCAAACUGAUGACAACAUGAUUAGAAAUAUCAAUGCUUUGCAGACAUUAUGUGUAUUAGUUCAGUCAAUUUAUCGUAAACAUUCAUCUUCUGAUUCCAGCAUUGAAGUGGUUGACAUCCUGACUGGGGUCGAUGCUGCAGACUGUCAAAUGAGAAAUCUCAUAGAGUGCUUAUGCAAAUUUUUAUCAGAGGAAUAUCCUGUUAGUGUAAAGAACUUGUGCCUCAAGUUCAUACUCAUCAUCCUAACCUCGAUUGAUAACAUCAGUCAGAAUGUCAUGCUGGAAUAUUUCAUGCUCAACAGCAUAUUUGAAGCUCUCGUAUCGACAUUCUUUCAUCCUGAUGCUCAGGAGCACCACGGCUAUGAUGCAGCUGUUGCCCUAGCCCUGUUAGUCAAUUACAGGAAGCAUGAGGCUGCUAAUCUCUAUGUAAUCAAGCUCUCUGUCUUGGAUAAUGAGAUCAUUCUUAACGGUUUGGGUCAUAUUAUAUCAGCAAUUUUAACUGAAUAUAUAAAGCAAUAUUCAUCUUCUCACGAAGAGCCAAAGUCAUUGAUAGGUGCUCUUACCAGCUGGGUAGGAAGUGCUUUGAUGCCAGCUGAAGCGCCACCUGCUAAAGUCAGGAUAAGUGAGGCCUUACUGCUAGUGCUAUAUGAAGCAGUCUAUCUUAAUAAACACUUUCACUCUGUCCUAACACACACUCGAUCUGUUUCAACUCCAAGCACACCUACCUCUCCUUCACCAGCUGUUCAUAAAAACCUUCCAGUCCCCAGCUCUCCAACUUCCACUGAUGUUGCUUCUAUUGUACCAAUGGCAGCACAGCCUAUGAACCUGUUGGGUACUUUUAUUACCUUCACAUCAAUUAUCAUACAAAACAUUAAAGACGAUAAAGGGAAGCAUAAUGCUAGACUUUGUCUUAUCAUUUUGAAUUGUAUUGUUGAAAACUCUCAGUCCACUGCCUUUCUAUUUGAUCCAAAUAUGACAUUUCACAUUGAAAUACACAGAGCAAAUUUGCUGCACAGGAAACUGAAGAGAGAGAACUCCUUGCAGUCUCUAUCAAUGGCUGGCUCACUGCUAGAAUUGAUAGUUGAGUUUAUAGUUAGUCACCUUUCUCAGAAUUUCCACAGUGACCUUUAUUGUAAAUGCCUGGGGAUUGUACACAGGCUCCUCUGUUAUCAAAAAAGGCACAAAGUCCGUCUGAGUUACAGCUGGAAGGAGUUGUGGAAUGCUCUCAUUAGUCUUGUCCGUUUCUUUGUCUCAAAUGGAGAGAAAUUGCUACCAUCAAUCAACAUAUUCAUCCCAGCAAAUGAAGUCAUUAAACUCUUUAAUCUGUUUAUUACGUAUGGGGACACAUUCCUUCCUGAUCCCACGGUCUACGAUGAGCUCUAUUAUGAACUAAUUCGUGUAAAGACAUCCUUUGAUGGGCUCUAUCAAUUAGCUCUCAGGUAUUCUUCUCCUGGUAAAGAUCAAGCCUCUGUUGCUAAUUCCCUCACUUCUGCACUAUACAAUAUCAGAUCAAUAGCGAAUCAUUUUGCACCGAAAAUUGAUCAAUGUUGUGCGACCAAUCAAACGACAGCACUGUCUACCGAGCAGGUACUAGAAGUGAUAAGAAAUAACUAUGACACUUUAACUUUGAAGUUGCAGGAUGGUCUAGACCAACACGACAAGUAUAGCGAGAAACCAAAGGAAUCUCCAUACUUUUCACAACUGGUAAGGAAUAUAACUAGUGAGGCUAGGAAGACUUUAGUAGUAACCAGUUUACAGCAAAUGACAAUACUGUCUGAACUCUCUGGUAAUGUAUAAUCUUGUGCUACAUAUUAUCAAUUUCUACCUUUAUUUGUUAAUACUUAUUAAACAUUUUAAA